AGGAAGUUUGGCACCUGCCGAUCGGUGACAUCGACACCCGGGCUGCUGCGGGCCAGGUCGAACCCCUCCAGCCGGGAGCAGUGGUGGCGGGGGAACAGGCGGCCUGGGGUGCUGGAGGCAGGACAACCUGGAGAGGUAGGCAGUGGCUACGUCCACUUUACAGAUGAAGAUACUGAGGUUCAGGAGGUGGCCUGACUGCUGCAGGUCUCACGCUUAGUGAACGGCCGCAGAACCCUGGUCGGUUUGAUGCAGGACCCCAGCGGAUCCCAGAGCCAAACCAGGGUGUAAGCGUUCACCUCCGCCGGACAGGUGGAGCUAGCCUGAACCUCCAGGACUUCAGCCCUUCCAGGAGAAUCUGAUCCCAGGUGAGGGAGGUCACUUGGGGUGUGGCCUAGCAGGCAGGCGGGACUCCAGGCUGGGAACAGAAGUCAGCCCUGCUGGGGCUGGGAGCUGAAGGAGCUGUUCCUUUCUCACAGGUGUUAGACGAGGAAAAGUGAUCAUUGCCACACCAGGAGCUGGAGCCAUGGCCUCAAAGCCUGAGAAGAGGGUGGCAUCGUCUGUCUUUAUCACCCUGGCACCCCCGCGCCGCGAUGUAGCUGUGGCGGAGGAAGUGAGGCAGGCGGUUUGUGAGGCCUGGCGUGGCCGCCCCUGGGCGGCUCCUGCCCCAGUGAAGACACCCGAGGCUGGCUUGGCGAGGAGGCCCAGCCCCUGGACACCCCCUGGCAAGGCUGCAACCACAGUGCCAGCUGCACCUCUGCAGCUUUCCAAUGGAGGAUGCCCACCCCCUCCUCCUGUCCUGGAUGGUGAGGAUGUGCUUCCUGACCUGGACCUCCUCCCGCCCCCUCCACCGCCCCCUCCGGUGCUCCUACCUUCUGAAGAGGAGGCUCCUGCUCCAAUGGGGACCUCACUCAUUGCAGACUUACAGCAGCUGAACCUGUCCCCGCCCCCGCCCCCACCACAGGCCCCAGCAGAGGGACCUUCAGUCCAGCCCGGUCCCCUCAGGCCCGUAGAGGAAGAGCUGCCACCUCCCCCAGCAGAACCUGCUGAGAAAGAGGCGUCCACAGACAUCUGUGCCUUCUGCCACAAGACCGUGUCCCCCCGAGAGCUGGCUGUGGAGGCCAUGAAAAGGCAGUACCAUGCCCAGUGCUUUACAUGCCGCAACUGCCGCCGCCAGCUGGCUGGACAGAGCUUCUACCAGAAGGAUGGGCGACCCCUCUGCGAACCCUGCUACCAGGACACGUUGGAGAAGUGCGGCAAGUGUGGCGAAGUGGUCCAGGACCACAUCAUCAGGGCCCUGGGCCAGGCCUUCCACCCCUCCUGCUUCACGUGUGUGACCUGCGCCCGGUGCAUUGGGGAUGAGAGCUUUGCCCUGGGCAGCCAGAACGAGGUGUACUGCCUGGAUGACUUCUACAGGAAAUUCGCCCCCGUCUGCAGCAUCUGUGAAAAUCCCAUCAUUCCUCGGGAUGGGAAAGAUGCCUUCAAAAUCGAGUGCAUGGGAAGAAACUUCCAUGAAAAUUGCUAUAGGUGUGAGGACUGCAGGAUCCUCCUGUCUGUUGAGCCCACGGACCAAGGCUGCUACCCCCUGAACAAUCGUCUCUUCUGCAAGCCGUGCCACGUGAAGCGGAGUGCUGCGGGGUGCUGCUGAGUACCUGCUGGGCAGUGAAUGGACCACUAGCCCCGGCUGGGCCCUUCCCUGACUUGGUUUCCCUUCCUGACCUGCUCUUGCACACUUUCCUUCUGAGCCUCCGUGGGGACCAGCCUGCAAGUCGGCCUAGCCUGUCCAGGAUACAGUGGGGCUGAGUACCCCCAGGCCUUCCACUCCUCCUGUACCCUCUGGGCAUCAGAAGGCUCCUGGACCAUGAGCGUCACCCCCAGAAUUCCCUGCUGACCCCACCCCACUUCCAGGGAAAAGCUGGGGGAACUUGGACCCUUCUCACUGACUAGCUGUCUGGUAGGGGUGCUGGGACCAGCCUGGCUUGCAGGGUUGAGCUAUUUGAGGAACAACUCCA
Molecule: messenger RNA, 2009 nt
Organism: Chlorocebus sabaeus (green monkey)
Lineage: Eukaryota; Metazoa; Chordata; Mammalia; Primates; Cercopithecidae
Source: RefSeq, a predicted model, not a curated record